Molecule: messenger RNA, 2262 nt
Organism: Iphiclides podalirius (scarce swallowtail)
Lineage: Eukaryota; Metazoa; Arthropoda; Insecta; Lepidoptera; Papilionidae
Source: the annotation of a GenBank genome assembly
AUGGAUGUAGGCGUAAAACUGAACGUUAUAAAUAAACAAGAGCAUCUCGUGAAUGACCAUAAUAGCCUGAAGGCCGGCGAGGUUUUGACCAGUGCAGAACUAAAAAAAGUGUUAAAGUUUGUCUACGGCGCGGCAGUAAUUGGCGGCAAUGGAUUGGUUAAAAUUGGUCGGAAAAAGAUCCGGAUACAUCUACCACAAGCGGUGAAGCACAUACACCACCACAAGAAGAUAUACAUAACAAACCAUCCCGCGCCCUCCCAAUAUGCGCCGGCGUACAUGCCGAGCGCUGAGGGCGCGGUCGCCGUGCCAACGAAUAUCGCACUGCCGGCCGUUGCCAAGCUGAUGCCAAUCAAUUCGGUUGACGUGAUCGAGGAGUCCGUACGAGUGCCAGGCCUGGCUGCCUCCGGCUCUAAGCUGCUGCCGCUAUACAGAGCCCGUGGUUUUUACGGACCCACGCACAGUGAGUUGGAUGAGCAAGAUUAUGAAGUGCCCACUUCUGUGCUUGCACCGGCGCAAGACGCCCGACACGCGAAGAGGGUCAAGGUGGUGAAAGUGAACGAGCCCCCCAGAAAGAAGGUCACCCAAAAGGCAAAACCCAAGAGGGCGCCACCGCGGAAACCGGUGCCGUCACAUCAUGACGACGAGCACCCCGUGUCGACUUUCCAUGAGCAAUUCUAUUCUGACGUGCAAGACUCUGGCAUGAUAAGGAAGAUCAAGAAGCCGCCGCGGGUCGAGAAAAUCGUGGACGGCAAUACUGAACACAUACACACCUACAGCGAAGAACACAUACACAAAGUUGUCUUCGAUGAUGAGCCAAAUUACUCCGGGAUCGUGGGUGUUGAACCUACGGGAGCAAUGUCAGCUUACGCACCCUUCAUACCUUUAAAGAACGGACAGCUACUUGCGAUGGCUUCAAAUCCGUACCAAACGCUGGCCGUGACGGGUUCUAUGGGAACCCCGUCGCAGUACGAAUAUGCGGCAUAUAACCCGCGCGAGGUAACUCACGACCACAUAUUCCACGAUCAUGGUGAACUACCCGAGGAAGUCGAUCUGACUGGCGAUAUCUUGAGUCUACCGCCAAAAGUUUCGUACAACAGCCAGGGUCUACGAAUAGGCGCAGGCCAAACGAAUAGGGUCAAAAGUCGAUACCCACAAAGGUCUACAAAAGCUCCCCCCAGUGAUUACACGUAUUACGAAAGCAUUUAUUCACCAAAUCAAGCGAAACCGACGAAAGCGUCUACCGCCGCGCCAUUCUAUGUGCAUUCUCACGAUGAGAGCCUUAGUGAAUUCAAACCGGUGUCGACGUAUAGGUUUAAGGAGGGCAUUAGUAGCAAGGGCCGCAACAAGGUGCCCACGUAUUACGGGAAACCGGCUACGGACUACCGCUUGAAACAGCAAACCAACGUGCCAGCCCCUUUUUCCGUUUCCUCUAAAAUUAUUCACGAUUACACACCGAGCCCGCAAAGCUACCAGGCUGGCGCGUCCUUCGGUAACGGUUUGUCCCUAUACGAGGACGCUAACCCGUUCGUUAACUUCAAAGACAACGUAAACAAUUUCGAAUACGACAGCUACGCGUCACCCACGAACGUACACCGAGUCGAGGGGAAGAGUCGCAACUCUGUUUACGGUCCAAACCGGAAAGGCGCGAAGUCUUUUUCCACGCAGAACGUCAAUUUCGGAACGAGGGGCCUUCAGAAUUUUCCGGAUAACUUCGUGAACGACGCUGUACUAUUCGGCGACCACGACGGUGCCCCCUCCGCUUUGGAAAAUGUAGACAGUCUCGACCAAUCGCAGUUCCUCGGUAGCGUAACCCCAGUGGCUUAUACCGCAAAGGAUUCGCCGCGCCCCUAUCAAUACUACACGGCCAUAGCAGUCAAGACUUUAAGCGACGACCAACUGUCUGAGCCUGACGCCUCAAAUACCAACUUUCAGUAUGCGGAAGCGCCGACGCUAACAACAACACCUGUUCCUUUCGCCGUAGCAACUACGUCAUCAGCACAAAACUACCAGACGAAUCAAGUUUCCGCUGACUCGACGUCGAUCCGACCACAACCCGACGAAAAAAAAGAAAAUAAAAAAUACGCCACCAACGAUAAAAACACCAGCAAGAGCACAUCGCCGCAAGAAAGGCAUCGUGCUAUGAAACAAAUAGAACCGCCAACAAAUGUUUAUAAAUACCGAUUCCAUUCAUCUCAGAAACAAGGUUUAAAUGUCAUCAGUCCUUCAACAGAAAGGAGUAAACUUCGAUAUGGGGACAAAAUU